Molecule: messenger RNA, 1974 nt
Organism: Dioszegia hungarica
Lineage: Eukaryota; Fungi; Basidiomycota; Tremellomycetes; Tremellales; Bulleribasidiaceae
Product: Serine/threonine-protein phosphatase 2B catalytic subunit A1
Exons: 16
Coding region: 1-1974 (657 amino acids)
Biological process (GO): calcineurin-mediated signaling; fungal-type cell wall organization
Cellular component (GO): calcineurin complex; cytoplasm
Molecular function (GO): calmodulin binding; calmodulin-dependent protein phosphatase activity
Source: RefSeq, a predicted model, not a curated record
AUGGCCUCCCCACGGACUCAGACCGCCAACGCCAUCGCAGCCAUCCACGCGCGGAACACCAAUCAGGCGACAACACUCCAGAUCCCCGAUAUUGACUUUACGCAGCAUCAGCUCGAGAAUGGAGAGGUGGUCAGUACGACCGAGCGGGUCGUGAAGGAUGUCCAAGCCCCAGCGAUGUAUGUCCCGACAGACGAGCAGUUCUACUCGAAAGAGGACAAGUCAAAGCCGGAUAUCGCGUUCCUCAAGAACCACUUUUAUCGGGAAGGGAGAUUGACCGAGGAACAGGCGUUGUUCAUCCUGCAGAAGGGUGGAGAGGUAUUGAAGGCUGAGCCGAACUUGCUCGAAGUGGACGCGCCCAUCACUGUCUGCGGUGAUAUACAUGGUCAAUACUACGAUCUGAUGAAGCUCUUCGAAGUGGGCGGAAACCCCUCCGAAACGAGGUAUCUGUUCCUGGGCGACUAUGUCGACCGAGGAUACUUCUCCAUUGAAUGUGUCCUCUAUCUGUGGUCGUUGAAGAUGUGGUACCCCGACACCCUGUUCCUCUUGCGGGGCAACCACGAAUGUCGCCAUUUGACCGACUACUUCACCUUCAAGCUGGAAUGCAAGCACAAGUACUCGGAAACCGUCUACAACGCGUGCAUGGACUCGUUCUGCAACCUUCCCUUGGCGGCGGUCAUGAACAAGCAGUUCCUCUGUAUCCACGGCGGUCUCUCGCCGGAACUGCACACCCUUGACGAUCUGCGUACUAUCAACCGGUAUAGGGAGCCUCCGACCCAUGGGCUCAUGUGCGAUAUCCUCUGGGCGGACCCGCUUGAGGAUUUCGGAAGUGAAAAGAACCCGAACGAUACAUUUAUUCACAAUCACGUCCGGGGAUGCUCAUACUUCUUCACGUACGCCGCAGCCUGUCAAUUCUUGGAGCGCAACAACCUGCUAUCCAUCAUCAGAGCGCAUGAGGCGCAAGAUGCCGGAUACCGGAUGUACAGGAAGACAAAGACGACCGGUUUCCCAUCGGUCAUGACGAUCUUUUCUGCCCCCAACUACCUCGACGUGUAUGCCAACAAGGCUGCUGUGCUCAAGUACGAGUCGAACGUUAUGAACAUUCGGCAAUUCAACUGCACACCCCACCCGUACUGGUUGCCGAACUUCAUGGAUGUCUUCACUUGGUCCUUGCCUUUCGUGGGAGAGAAGAUCACCGAUAUGCUGAUAGCUAUUCUCAACUGCUGCACCAAGGAGGAGCUCGAGGAGGAAGAGGAGACACCGAUGAUCACCCCCGAAACGCCCGAGAUCGAAGAUCCCACCGAGAGCCAGCAACAGAGGCAGCUCAUCAAGUCGAAGAUCCUUGCUGUUGGGCGGAUGUCGCGCGUCUUUGCGCUCUUACGAGAGGAGUCCGAGAAGGUCUCCGAGCUCAAGAGCAUCUCGGGAGCCAAUGGUGCGCCAGGUGUUGAGCUUGCGAGCGGGGCAGAAGAGAUCAAGGAUGCAAUUCACGGGUUUGAUGAUGCGCGGAAGUCUGAUAUUGAAAAUGAGCGGCUGCCGCCAGAUAUCAUCGAUCCCGAUGACGAGUCCCCCGCCACCCCCUCCCCGAGCCACUCGAUCCCCCACACCCCCGAAGAAAUGCCCUACGUCCCCAUCACUGGCCCGUUUGCGACGCACGACUCCCCCAUCGCCCCUUCUCCCUCGGACGGCACCGUCCCUGGCCCCCUCUCGCCCGGUUCAGGCGGCGGCGGCGGAUCUCCCGGUACACCCACCGCGGGCGGUGGCAUGUCGUGGCGCCGAGGCCACUCGCGCAAGCAGUCGCUCGGAACGACCAAGACGUCGCCUUCGAACCGGAGGCGCAGUCUGGAGAAUACGAUGCACCUCAUCAGGGACGUCGUGGAUGGCAGAGACGCGAAUGCGGAUGGGCAGCUCCGGAGCUUGGCCGAGGUUAUUGCGAGUCCGUCGAGCCCGACGAGGGGGAAGGGGGACGGUGGAGCUUGA